This is a messenger RNA of Phanerochaete carnosa HHB-10118-sp, 394 nucleotides long. RefSeq lists its product as uncharacterized. The record is from RefSeq and is a predicted model, not a curated record. The transcript is spliced from 2 exons. The annotation marks the transcript as partial. Lineage: Eukaryota; Fungi; Basidiomycota; Agaricomycetes; Polyporales; Phanerochaetaceae.
AUGGCAGCAGCGAACGUCGGUCUGUCCGUCUCAGGGCCCCCGGAUGCGGAACGAAUGUACCCGUCUUUACCACACAACAUUCGCGCGGAUCGUUGCUCAAUGGCCCACCACCCAGCUGAAUAUGGUACCCUUCUAGUUGCUGCUCUGCUUUCGCCCAGACAGACUCUCCUAUCGACCUCAGACGAAAGCGAGCCACCGUUCAGUCCGGAAGACCCGCAGGGCCAUAAGGAUCCUGAGAUUUCGGAUCAGGAAUGGGAAAUUCGCACAGGUGUGUUUGCUCGUGCCGUGUACGCAGGUCGCGCCACCUACAUCCUACAGCAGACGCUCCCAGACUUCUUCGCGACUGGACUCGUGUCGAGCACGGACGUGCGCCCCGACCCACCAGCUGCUGUCA